GCCGAUUCUGGCAACACUCCUCUUCCCUCGGCUCCUGCUCCGCCACCGUUCGCCGCUCCAUUCGGCGCUGGCGGCCGUCGACUCAAAAUUCCAUCUCCGAUCGAUGGGAGCUUUGUCACCACCAUCACGCUUCGAGUGGUGCAAAAUUCUGAUAAAUCUCUCUUGCUCAAGGGUGCCGAGGUUUUCUGUUUUGUGAAUGACUUUCUGAGAGCUCUUGGGUGAGUCCGGGUCAGCAGAAUUGGCCACCAGUUAGUGAGCACAAUGGCCAAGAUCAGGGAUCGCACCGAGGACUUCAAAGAUGCAGUGCGAAAGAGUGCUUUGUCUUUGGGAUAUAAUGAGUCCAAGCUGGCUGCUACCAUGGCAUCUUUCAUAAUCCACAAGCAGCGGGAAAGAUCAGCUUUCACCAAGGCAGCACUAAAAACGCUUGAAAGCAUCGAAGCUUUGGAACAAUUUCUGGGGAAGCAUAGGAAGGACUACGUGGACCCACUCCGCACCACAGAACAGGAGAGAGAUAGCAUUGAACAUGAAGUUACUGCUUUCAUCAAAACUUGCAAAGAACAGAUUGAUAUCCUGCAAGUUAGCAUAACAGAGGAGGAAAAAAAGUUGAGGGGAUGGCUUGGCCUUAGUGCUGAUGGCUCUAAUGCUGAUACUAUAGCACACAAACAGGGAGUGGUAUUGAUAUUAAGUGAGAAGCUUCAUUCUGUCACUACACAGUUUGAUCGGCUAAGAGCCAUACGCUUCCAGGAUGCUAUUAAUAGGGUGACACCUAGAAGAAAACUUAAUCAGUCUGCCAGUUCCAUUCCAGUAGAUAACUUAAAUGGUAAUGUCGAACUCAAAGAGUCUUACGAAGUUCCAGGUGAGCAUCUGAGAGUCCAGCAACAACAGUUGGAUGAUGAGACCCGUGCCCUUCAGGUUGAGUUGACGAGCCUUCUAGACGCAGCCCAACAAACGGAAACAAAGAUGGUGGAAAUGUCUGCAUUGAAUCACCUCAUUUCUACACAUGUGCUGCAACAAGCUCAGCAGAUAGAGCAUCUAUAUGAGCAGGCAGUGGAAGCUACCACAAAUGUGCAGCUUGGGAACAAAGAACUGGCCCAGGCUAUUCAGCGAAAUAGCAGCAGCAGAACCUUUCUUGUGCUUUUCCUUUUUGUACUCACUUUCUCGAUCCUCUUCCUCGACUGGUAUAGUUAAAAGACUACAGAUCUUAUCACCAUAUAACCUUCUAUUCAUCCCAUUCCGAAAGGAAAAGCUUUCUC
This is a messenger RNA of Rhodamnia argentea, 1253 nucleotides long. RefSeq names its product syntaxin-81. Gene Ontology annotation, cellular component: SNARE complex; membrane; endoplasmic reticulum. The transcript is spliced from 8 exons. The record is from RefSeq and is a predicted model, not a curated record. Bases 262 to 1188 code for a protein of 308 amino acids. Lineage: Eukaryota; Viridiplantae; Streptophyta; Magnoliopsida; Myrtales; Myrtaceae. Gene Ontology annotation, biological process: retrograde vesicle-mediated transport, Golgi to endoplasmic reticulum.